This is a messenger RNA of Ochlerotatus camptorhynchus, 7345 nucleotides long. It is a transcript of the gene CLIP-190, whose product is annotated as Cytoplasmic linker protein 190. The record is from RefSeq and is a predicted model, not a curated record. Gene Ontology annotation, biological process: cytoplasmic microtubule organization. The coding region runs from base 1103 to 6898 and encodes 1931 amino acids. The transcript has 13 exons. NCBI's taxonomy places the organism in Eukaryota, Metazoa, Arthropoda, Insecta, Diptera, Culicidae. Gene Ontology annotation, cellular component: microtubule plus-end; nucleus; cell cortex. Gene Ontology annotation, molecular function: microtubule plus-end binding.
CGAUUUGGUGUCGUCAUUAUGUUUAUUUAUAAAUGCCGAUUUCGUAGAUAUACUUGCUGUACGAAAGCGACGACGUCAUGUCCCAAAAAUAGAUGGCACCUUGCGUGCGAGACGGUGUUCUUCUAGUGGAUCAUAAUGUCAUCAUUCUGUUCGGUCCGUUAUAUACGCUAACGACUUGAGAUGCCAAUUGAAUGAUUUAUGAUCGUCGCCAAAUUGAUUACUCCGUUCUGAAUGGGAGCGUUUGUGCUCCCAAGGGAGCGUGUUCCUUCAUUCAAGAAAUUCGAUAGGGAAAUCACCGACUAUGAAUAUAUACGCUUUUCACGGUUGGUUAACCGUUUCACUUGUCUGUAUCUCUGUUGGGUUAUGACGAACAUUUUCUUGCUUGAUUGAUUUUAGCAUUUGAUGCAAUAACAUUGUAUUUUGAAUACAAUAAUAAUAUUAUUCCGUAGAUCGUAGUAGCUGGAAGCAGGUGAGUAGUUCAAUAUUUAUAUUUAAAAAUUACCGAAUUAUGAAUACGUAAAUAAAUGCUGUCAAUGUUUCAAAGCGAAAUGCUUUUCCGUCUCAAUUAUCGCUGGCGUCAGUGAUCCAACCGACAGAUGUUUUCGCCUUUCUUCAGUGGCGUAUUUGGGUGGGAUCCAUCGAAGUUGUUCCGCUGCACUAUAUCCUAAAUACACCAGAAGUUUAAAGCUAACGACCGUCAUCAGGAAGCCGUACGCAAAUCGCUUCUUUCUUUUAUCAGAAAUAAAAGUAAUCACUUUCUGUCGGGUCACGAGAAAAUUGCGUCGUUUGUUUAUGGUUUCGCUCUCUGGCCUAUAGAUGGCACAUGGGGAAUAAGCCGUUGUCUUCAAAUCAAGAGUGUCUAUCGGUGAAGAAAGAAGAAAUUCGCGACAUAGCGGCAGCAUCGUUUGCGAGUCUCGGUGGAGUAGUGUUUGAUGAAGAAAGAAGACAUUUUAUUUCAUUUGAAUAAAAGCAGAGGGUUCCGUGUGUGUUAAGUGCUGGUGUUUAUUUUCGAAAUUUCAGUUUGUGAUUAAAAAAUCAGAGCGCUGAAAUUUUUUGUCAGAAGAGUCAAAUCAAUCGUGUGUUCUGUGUAGCGAAAAAAAAAAUGAGUGAAUCAAGUGGUGUUGCUCCAUCGAAUGGAGACUCAAGCACAAACGGUGGUCCGGAAUCGAAACCACCGGCAUCCAGCGGCAUACAGGCGCCCAAGAUGGUACGCUCGAUACCGAAACCAUCCGGUAUCAAGCCACCGUCGAUGUCGCUCAGUUCUUCGACCACAUCUUUGGCAAGCACCAGUUCAACGGCACCGGCGGUCUCGACGCCGGCAGGACCUUCCGCCAGUCGGAUAGGCCGCCCAUGCAUGGGACAUCACGCACCGAAGGCCGGUCCACCACCGCCAGAACCGAAAAACGAUUUUUCGGAUACAGCCUCGAGCAUUCUGAGCAGGAUGAGACGGCCAAGCGAUACCGACUACAGCAAGUCGCACUUGCCAGAUGUAUUCGAAGAAAGCGAAACCGACCUGGCGAACGAACGAGCAUCGAGAUCGUCGAGAUCACCGGACUCCGGAUUCAGGAGCAAUCGAACGUCCCAGGACCGUAAGACUUCAACUGCCUCGACCACCGGUUCGGAUCUCUACUGGGAAGCAACCGGACGACGUAGAAGUUCAGAUCAAGGUGUUGUCCUGACAACCGAUACGGACAGCUUCAUCAUUGGCCAGCGAGUUUGGGUCGGAGGACUACGGCCGGGACACAUCGCGUACAUCGGUGAAACACACUUUGCCCCCGGUGAUUGGGCCGGCGUGGUGCUCGACGAACCGAAUGGGAAAAACGAUGGAUCCGUUUCCGGGAAGAGGUACUUUCAGUGUGAACCCAAGAAGGGCGUAUUCUCCAGACUGACGAGACUGACGCGGGAUCCGAUGCCGGGAGCCGGUGGAUCCAUUGCGGGGGACACUUCGAUGGAUGUGAGCCUCCGUUCGUUGACUUCACCGACUCGGUCCGGAGCGGUAUCGCCCUCGUACAGUGUGUCCAGUUAUGCUUCGAAAUCACCGGCCGCUAGUAAGGCAGCAACCCUAAUAGUCGGAGAACGCGUAAUCGUAUCGUCUGGAUUUGGAUCGCGUCCUGGCAUUUUGAAGUACCUCGGUGAGACUCAGUUUGCCAGUGGAACCUGGUGUGGAGUUCAGCUAGACGAGGCUAGUGGCAAAAACGAUGGCUCCGUAGAUGACGUGAGAUACUUUGAUUGCCCAGACAAAUACGGUAUAUUCGUCCCGAUUGCCAAGGUCACACUGUCACCCUCUUCCCGGAAGGCGCGCCUGUCCCGGUCUGGCUCGAAGGAAUCACUUACGUCGGUGGGAACGAUUAGCUCAAUCGCAACCACGGCCACCUCCAGACUCCGCAUGAGCGCACAGAGGAAAUCAUCGGUCAGCGCAGUGCCUUCGACGCCGAAAUCUUCCUUCUCGCUACAGGACGUCCUCCGGGAGAAGCAGAACCACAUCGAACAGCUGAUGCGAGAGCGGGAAAUUGAUCGGGAGGAAAUUGCCAGCCAGACAAUCAUGUACCAAAAGAACGUGCAACAGUUUAAAGACAAGCUUGCCAAAGUGGAAACGCAGCUGACCGAGGAAAAGCGCCGCAACGAGGAUCUGCAGUUCAGCGUCGACGAGGUGACCUUCUGCGGGGAAGAGCUUAACGCACAAACUCAAAUAUUCAAGGAACGGAUAGCCGAUCUCGAGAAGCAACUGGGUGAAAAUGGAACCAUUUCACGAGCCGAACCGGACCUUCCGGCCAAGGAUACAGUGGAUGUCACGUCCCAGCUGAAGCUCGAAAUCGACAAGCUCAAAGCGGAGAUCCUCCAGCGAGACCAGAAGCUUCACCUGACUGAGGAGCUCAAGCAAUCCUUGGAGAAUGAAAUCUCGAAGCUGCACGAACGGUUGGCCGAGACGGAGAAGAAUCUGGACAUUAAGGACUCGAGCUACAACAUCAGCGAGCAGUGUCUGAAAGAGAAGAUUGCCUACCUGGAAGACCGGAUCGAUGGGCUGGGUGUGGAGCUGACGGCCAAGGAUGCGGAGCUCGAGAAGCAAUACCUGGAGCUGAAGAAUGCCGAGGGGCAGCUGGAUGAAGAGGUGUCUCAGCUGCAAAGUAACUUGCGCAGCAAGGAAGAGCUGGUCAGUGAGAAGGAGAAACACAUCACGAAGCUGACGGGUGAAAUUCAGGGACUGCUAAAUGACAUCAGGCAACGGGAUGUAAAGUUGCUGGAAGGAGAGAGUGGUUUGAAAGCGGUGUUGGAGGAAAAGGACGGGGCAAUUGGAAAGCUUAAGAAAGAAUUGGAUGAGCUGAAGUUGACCGAAGUGAGUGCGAAAGAGGCGGUUGAUGAAAGGAACAGGAAGCUUGCUGAUCUCAACAGCAGAAUCGUAGAGAGUGAAGAGCUCGUGAGAAAGCUAGAAGAGAGUCUAAAAGAUUCGAAGAAGAGCGAGCAAACACUCGAAGAAGCGAUUAAGGGUAGAGAAAAGCAGUUGGAAGAGAAGCAAUCUCUGCUGGCUAAGAUCCAGGAUGAUCUGAAGAACAGGUCGGCGGGAAGUGAACAGCAGUCGGUAUUGCUGCGAUCGAAAGAAACCGAAUUGGAACAGAAGCAACACGAAGUUGAGGAAAAGCAGUACCAGAUCACAAGCUUGGAGACUACCGUUGCUGAGUUGUCCAAGAAGCUGGAAGACACCAUCGAAGACAAGGAAGCACGCCUUGCAGAGCAGCGAGCGAGCUUGGAGUUUGAAACGAAAUCCAAGGAGGAUUUGCUCAAAAAGCUUACCAACUAUGAGACUGAACAUCUUGCCAAAGACAAGCAGCUGGAGGAGAACGAAGUGCUCAUCAGUGCGCUUCAGGGUGAACUGAAGGAACUCAACGUGGCCAAAGCAAAUGUCGCACAAGAGCUGGAGGAUACUACGAAGCGGUUUGCCGACCGGGACGGCACCUUAGGUAAACUCAAUGAAGAGCGAAUGCACUUGAGUGAGCAGCUGGACAAGCUGAAGAAGGAAUCAGCUUCGGCAAUUACCCUACUCGAGGAGAGGCUUAAAAACGCACAAAAGAUGCACGAGGAAGAUGUGCAGAAGACUCAGGAAGCACACGAAAAAGACUUGGGCUCAAAGGAUGCCCUCGCUGCCGAAUUGGAAACUUCCUUGGACAAAAUGCGCCAGGAGAAGGAAGCCUUACUGCUUCAGCUGAAUCAGUCCGGCGCGACGCAGAAGACAACGAGCGACGAACUCGUCGCUAAGCUCAACGAAAACCAAGAACUGAGUAAGCAAAUCGAAUCGCUCAAAACGCAGCUUAAUAGCAAGACCGAGAAUGUCGACAAACUGAAUCAGUCCCUGUCUAGCAGCUGUGGUAAGCUGGAGAACGCCGAAAAGAAGCUGAUCGAUCUGCAGGAGGCAUUCGGUAAACUCGAGAUCGAGCAUGCGGAUCUCAAGCGUAAGUUGGAAGCUCAGGAGCAAAAAUCGUCGCAGCUUCAGCAGCAAAAGACCGAUUUGGAAAGCGAAAUCGACUCGCUGCGGUCGACGACCUUGGACUCCAAUUCGGAGCUUUCCAAAGCAUCCGAUGAACUGAAGACGAAGCAGAAACUGCUAGACGAACUGCAAGAUGCGUUCAAUGGCAGUAAAAUUGAUAUGCAACGAAGACUGGACGAGGCGAACCAGGUGACCCAGGGACUAAGCGAACAGAUUGAGCGGUUGAGAAACGAAAUGCAGCAGAUUUCCAGUCAGAAGAUCGAUCGGGAGAAUGAGUUGAACGUGGAACUAGCCAAGAUCAAGGAGACGGCCGAGGUGGAGAAAGAGAACUUGGUGCGCGAGAUUGCCGGGCUGAAGGCUAGUUUUGAGGAGGAGAAGAAUCGCUUGAUGCGGGAGGCGGAAUCGAAGGCGGAGGAAUUUGAGAAGAUGAAAGGAGAGUUGGAAAGUGAUGUUGUGCUUCAGCAGAAAUUGGUCAGCAAUUUGGAAGGUGAACUGGCGAAGAGUAGGGAACAUGCGGCGAAGGAACGUGAGGAAGCUGAGGCAAAACUGAACGAGCAGGCGGAGAAGGAAGCGGCGCUGAGAAAACAGUUUGAAGAAUUGACGACAGAGGAAAGUUCUCUGCGUGCAUCGCUUGACGAAUUGAGACAGUCGAUGGAGAAGAGAAGUCACGAUUCUUCGGCACAGCUGGAUGCUAAGAAUUCGAAAAUUUCCGAAUUGGAAAAAGAACUGCGAUCGGUUCAGGAGGAGAUGGCAAAGAAGCAAGAGCAAUUCGCCGAUUCUACGAAGCAACUGGAACAGAAUGCAGAAACGCAUUCGGAGCUGUUGAAGCAGCUUGGGGACUAUCUCAGUCAGAUUCAGGAGUUGAGCAGCGAGAAGGGACGGGUUGAGACGUCGUUCAAGGAGAUUAGUGGAGAGCUGGCGUCGCUCAAGGAAAAGUAUGAUGAAAUGGAAGAGGAACAGGUGGAUUUGGUCAGCAGAAAAGAGGGGCUCAAGGAAGAAGUUAAGCAACUUAAGGAGUCGCUGGAACUUGUCGAGAAGGAAAGAAGCGAGUAUCAGUCACAGCUGGAGACGAUGAAUCAAGGCUCGGCAAAUAUUGCAGAAGAACUAAAGGCAGUAAAGAGUCAACUAGAGCAGGAAACGGGUCGCUUGAACGAGUUAGUCGGGGAGAAAGAUAAGGCGAUUGAAGAAUUUAAGUCGAAGAUUGAUGAGCUGUCGCCGUUGGUAAAACUCACCGAGGAUCUUCAUCAGCAAGUUCGUUCGAAGGAGUCACUGGUUGAGCAGCAAAAGGAAGAAGCCCAGAAACGAUUGGCCGAGGUGGAUAGUCUUCAGAAUACGAUCAAAGAAAGUGAAUCCAGCUUGCAGGAGAAGGAAGCUGAGUUGAAGCAGGUUCGAGAAGAUUUGUCACAGAAGCAAGAUGAGAUACGGCAGUUAGUAGGUAAACUUGAAUCUACGGAGAAGUGCCUUAAUGAAAGGAGUGAGCAAGUGGAAAAGACGGCAGCUACUGCAACUGGUUUGAGAGAAAAACUGGAUGAAUCCAAGGCAGCUGCCAAGGAGCAAGAGGAUAAGCUGAAGGAACAAAACAGGAAGAUCAACGAGCUGGAGACGAAACUGACCGCCCAGAGUACACAAUUUGAAGAGCUUUUGAACAAGAAGAAAACUUCGGAGACGGAAAGUUCUCACAAGCUGCAUGAAAUGAACCAGAAACUACUGGAAAUUGAAAGUAUUAAACAACAGGAAAUUUCUGAGCUGAGCACCAAGCUAGCGGAGACAAUGAACCGGUUCGAAACACAGAUGGUGGAAUCGGCCAAGACGGUCGGAAGCAUGCGAUCCGUUGAGAAACGGCAGCAUGAACUGGAAUGCGAGAAAAAGGAUAUGGAGCUACGGGAAACCGAAAUGCAGAUCUCGAAUCGAAAACUACAGAGGGAGGUUGAACUGCUGAGGUCGCAGAUCCUGUCGAAGGACAGUGACAUUCGGAAACUGUCACAAGAAGUGGCGAAUGCUGCUUCGAUGACGACGACAACUGCCGCUCUGGUAACGGGCGGCGAAGCGGACGAAGAUGUUGGAGCACAGAUCAACUUCCUCAAUUCGAUCAUUGCCGACAUGCAGCGGAAGAACGAUAAGCUGACCCUGCGGAUUCAGGCUCUGGAACAAACCAGCAUUGAAGGUUCGAACAACACGAGCUUCGAAUUCAGCAAGCGGAAACCGGCCCCGAGGGUAUUCUGCGAUAUUUGCGACGAGUUUGAUCUGCACGAAACGGAAGACUGUCCGAAGCAGUGCUCCGACAGUCCACCGGAAUCACUGAAGCACCCGUCGGCGGAACCAAGGGAGCGCAAGAUACCGGCACCGCGGAAGUACUGUGAAGGAUGUGAAGUGUUUGACCACGAGUUGGGUGAAUGUCCCGAUGACGAGACGUACUAGGUGAGACCGCAGGGAAGGAGAAGCGAAUGCGCAUGCUUUGAAAAUAGCUCUUCAAUGCAACACUAAUUUAUUAUUCUCAAUUGCUAUUAGCACGACAGCGGACUAACUCUACAUUUGUGGUAGAUCAGUUGUAAAACAGUUAUCGUUCUCAUUGUUUUAGGAUCAAAGCAAUAGUUUUCAAAUUUACAACAAACUAUUUAUUUUAAUGUGUAGUGUAGCGUUAAAGUCCAAGCGACGAAAAAAGCCAAAUAGCAGAUCGGCGAAAGAACAAUAACAACCUACAAAAAUGCAUAAAAAUCAAAGAAAUUCACAGUAGAUUUCCCUAUCAGUGUGAAUUUUUUUUUUUGACUUGUCUUUAUUUCUGUUAUAUUUAAAUAUAGGUACACAUACUAUUAUCGAUAGUCGAGUUUAGAUAGGGAAACAAUACAAAAUACUUUUAAAAUUACA